Sarcophilus harrisii (Tasmanian devil) is the source of this 2019-nucleotide messenger RNA. It is a transcript of the gene ICOS, whose product is annotated as inducible T cell costimulator. The record is from RefSeq and is a predicted model, not a curated record. The transcript has 5 exons. The coding region runs from base 125 to 736 and encodes 203 amino acids. Gene Ontology annotation, biological process: T cell tolerance induction; T cell costimulation; cell-cell adhesion. Lineage: Eukaryota; Metazoa; Chordata; Mammalia; Dasyuromorphia; Dasyuridae.
UCUCAACUCAACCCCCACAUAACACACUUCCUCCCCAGAGCUUAGAAAACAACUGAAGACGUGAAUUCAUCCGUCAGCUUUGAAAAAUCCUGAGAGAGCGUGGUAGCAUCUGUUUCAGGCAAAUAUGAAGACAGACAUCUUACUUUUUGUUCUCCUCUGCCUCCAGGCUAAAGUUCUAGCAGAAAAUUUUAAUGUGUCUGUUCAGCUGAAGUUGAUUGAAUUCCAUAAUGGAGGAUUAAAAUUGACCUGCCACUAUCCUGAAAAUGUCCGGGACUUUAAAAUGCAGUUGAUGAGAGCGACUAGAAAGCAAAAAGUCUGUGAACUCCAAAAGCUUAAGCAUGAUAUUAAAAUGACUAAUGAGUUGGUAUCUUGUCAACCCGAGCUUUCUAAUACAAGUGUAAUUUUCUUCUUGACGGACUUGGACAGCACUCAUACUGAUCAUUACUUCUGUAGCCUGCAUAUUAGUUUUCCUCCUCCUUUCCAGAACAGUACUUCAAAUGGAGCUUAUUUACAUAUCUAUGAAUCAAAGUCUUGCUUCCAUAUGAUCUUAUGGCUGUCUAUUGGAAUUGCAUGUCUCCUCUGUUUUAUUGGAAUAUUUGUUGGCAUAUUUUCUUACUGUGUAAGAAAAAAGAUGAGCCAAAAUCAAUCUCUUUUGCAUGAAACUAAUAGCGAAUACAUGCCUAUGGCAGCAGUGACUGCAGCUAAAAACCCUGGAUUCAAAGGCAUGAGCACAUAAUCUGAAACUCAGGUGUCCAGCGGAGAAGCACACAAGUCAACUCUGCCUACUUGAAAUUCUGUAUUUUGAUUCAACUCAGGGUUUUGAAUUCAUUUGGUUUACUAUAUACAUGGAUUCUAGUGAUUAUAUAUGUCAAUCAUUUUUCAACAGGUUGGGACAAUAGGGCUCUGUUCAGAGCAGACAUGUUUUGCUCAUGGGAUUUUUGGCCUCAGAUAAAAAUAAACGCAUCCACCUUAAAAAGAGACAAAAUAAGAAUGAAUCCAAUGCUAUGGACUCUCUUCUAAGGACAUCUUCAUAUCACUGACAGACUACCUCUUUUUUCCUGUGGAAUUCAAUUUACUAUAUUUAGCAAACAUCCUAGAAGCUUGAAAUACACCCAUAGGAAAAUAAGGGGAAACACUUGAAUUAUACCUAAGAACUUUGAAAAUACUGGGUAGUUCUGCAAUGCUACAGUAUUGCUCUGACUUCAGAUAUCUUAGCAAUGCCAGGAUGUAACUCAGGAAGGGCUUAAGUAUAUUUUAUUUUCUACUAGUAUUCUCUUAUUUACUCAUUUCCUUCUGUGCAUCUACUUUUCUAUCAAGCAGAGUCAAGGGGAUAUUUCUAUAUUAUUUCUCUGAAGCUCAAAAAGACUAAAUGGUACUUUGAGACCUUGAUAAAUAUAAUCUGUUUCCCUAAAACAAUUGUUCUGUCACAGAAACCCAACUUGUUCCUUCAAAUUUAUUUAACCAUAUCUGCUACUUCAGUAUCAUCUUGAUAGGAAAUAAUACUCAGAAUUGCUAUAGCUUCACCCAAUAUUAUCAGCCCUCUGUUGUAGUAUUUGGUGGCUUCCAGGCAAUGUCAUUUUCAUAGAUUGAAUUUAAACAGAGGAUUUUCUGUGGCAAUCUGGCAUCCUUCUAGUAGAAUAACUGAUAAUUUGCUUGAAAAGUUCUAGUCUGGUUAAAUGGCCAAUAAUCUUAACAAAAGUGUUCUUUGAACCUUAUAUCCUUAUAUUGUAAUGGAUCUCCCAGAAUUUCUAGACCCAAGAAGAUAGAUAAAGAUAGAAAGGUUUGUCAUAGCCCACAUGCUCCCUGGAAUAAGCACUAGAAGUCUGUCUUCAUCAUAAAGGUUGAAUGCCUUAGAUCCUGGUCCUUUUGCCUUAAGUUUGAAAACAACUUAAUGAGUUAUAGGAACCUUAUGCUGAAUCAAUUUACUUAAAAAUCACUAGCAAGGAGGCAGCUAGGUGGUACAGUAGAUAGCACACCAGCCCUAAAUUCAGGAGGACCUGAGUUCAAAUUUGGUCUCAG